AUGGCCGAUAUCACCAGAGACGAGGUCAGUCUUUACGACCGGCAGAUCCGACUUUGGGGCCUUGACGGCCAGCGGCGACUGCACGAGGCCAAUGUGCUUGUGGUCGGAUUCGAUGCUGUCACCGUUGAAGUUGUCAAAAACGUGGUGCUUGCUGGGGUGGGUGCGCUCACCAUCGCUGACGACAACCAGGUCUCAGAAACCGAUCUAGAAUACAAUUUUUUCGUGACUGCUCAAGAUAUUGGCGCGAAUCGCGUCGAGGCUGGUCUGGUGCGUGUGCAGCGCCUUAACCCCCGCGUGGCAGUGACCGCGCAUCUCCACAAACCUGCUGACCUGCAUGCUGAAUUCCUCGGCCAAUUCGAUGUCGUGGUUACCAGCGGUGUGCCGUUUGACGAAAUGACAAGAAUAAAUGCUGCUGUGCGUGAUGCCGGGCACGCAUUCUACGCAACUGGCCUCUUUGGCUGGAUGGGCUAUAUAUUCGCCGACCUUGUCGAGCACACAUUCACCGUUGAGCGGCCGCGGCCCAACGCACCAACGAAACUCGGACGAGUGUCAUUGACCCGAGAAGUGCUUGACGCACACGUCGACAGUGCAAACAACGAGCGGCUGCAAAUUCGGGAGGUCUAUGCUCCUCUGCAUAUUGCGGUGGAGAACGCCGUCAAGCUGCCGUUCGCAAGCACCUUGAAGCCUCGUGCUCGGGCCCGGGUCACCCCUUAUCUUCCUGCGCUGCUGGCCAGCUGGGAAACUGCAACUCUCGCUACGGCAGAUGUAGAGGCCAAGGCCCGGGCUCUCGGGCUCCCAGCAACCAUUGUCACCCACGAGUUUGUUGCCAGCUUUGGUGCCUUGGAGGGUGUCCAGAUCUCUGCCGUGGCUGCGGUGGUAGGUGGCCAGCUCGCCCAGGAUAUGAUCAACUAUCUUACGCGUCGUGAGUAUCCCAUUCAAAACAUCGUUAUUUACGACGCUAAAAGCGGCCAGGGGCCCAUGUAUGUACUGUAG
Molecule: messenger RNA, 993 nt
Organism: Wickerhamiella sorbophila
Lineage: Eukaryota; Fungi; Ascomycota; Dipodascomycetes; Dipodascales; Trichomonascaceae
Product: DNA damage tolerance protein RHC31
Exons: 1
Coding region: 1-993 (330 amino acids)
Biological process (GO): protein sumoylation
Cellular component (GO): SUMO activating enzyme complex; cytoplasm
Molecular function (GO): SUMO activating enzyme activity
Source: RefSeq, a predicted model, not a curated record